Closterium sp. Yama58-4 is the source of this 996-nucleotide messenger RNA. NCBI's taxonomy places the organism in Eukaryota, Viridiplantae, Streptophyta, Zygnematophyceae, Desmidiales, Closteriaceae. The record is from the annotation of a GenBank genome assembly.
AUGGAUGAAUCAUCGAGCCAGAGCAGCCACCCCCUGCUUUCUGUGCUCGCGUCAGCGGGGCUCCCCCAGCCAAGCAUACAGGUUCUGUUCCCUGGUGCACCGAAUGGAUGCACCGUUCAGAAUUUGUCCAGUCUCGUAUUGAUUCACUGUCCGCAUUCACCUCUCAUGGUUUUCAUCCCUUCGAAUACCGAACACUCGCCGGAUCGAGUGAUUCCUUGGACCUCCGAGUUUCCCGAUGACCUUUAUACCCUUGGUGGCGUCCUUGGGAAGGGAACAUACGGUUCUGUUUACGAGUGUGUCGAGAAGAAAACAGGUAAAUGCUUAGCGUGUAAAGUGAUUCAGAAGCAUUUAGUCAGGAAUGAGGAGGACAAAUGGGAAUUACGACGGGAAAUGCAGAUCAUGCGGGAAUUAGGGUGCCAUUGCAACAUAGUGUCUCUUCAAAGAGUAUACGAGGAUUCGUCAGCCGUUUACUUUGUAAUGGAGAAGUGCUCAGAUGGCGAUCUCUUGCGUUACAUCAGCAGAUCGGGACCCGCUGAUGAGCACGAAGUCGCGAAGAUCUUUCGUCAGUUGGUAACAGCCGUGGCGUUUUGCCACGAUCACGGUGUGGUGCAUCGCGAUCUGAAGCCUGACAAUGUCCUACUCACACGUCAGCAGUCGGAUCCUUCACUAUCCGGCAAUUCGCCGUUUGGAGACCUCAAUACCUACAAGGAACCACUAACUCCUGAGCUGCUAUGCAGGUUGAAAUACAACGAGAAAGUGGACGUAUGGAGUCUAGGAGUCAUUCUAUACACCAUGCUCGCAGGAAGAUGGCCGUUCUAUUCGCCAAAAAGAAGCAUGAUGAAGAAGAUGAUCUGUGCUGGACAGCUUGACCUGGCUUCUGAACCCUGGCAUUUGGUACCCACUGAAGCUAAGGAUUUGAUAAGGAGAAUGUUGACUGUGGAUCCUAGUCACCGGCCAUCUUGUCAAGAGCUCCUUAGACACCCUUGGCUCAGGUGA